This is a messenger RNA of Durusdinium trenchii, 3240 nucleotides long. The record is from the annotation of a GenBank genome assembly. NCBI's taxonomy places the organism in Eukaryota, Dinophyceae, Suessiales, Symbiodiniaceae.
AUGCCGGAGGAAACAGAUCCAGUGGACCUGCAUCACUUUUUGAAGAAAAAUACGGUCGGAAAUGAAGUUUUGAAGUUGCCCAAAUAUGAGAAGAUUCUGGGGCCAAAGAUGUGGACCCAAGGGUAUGUCUUAGACAUUGGCUCCAGCGAGAGGUUCCAGAGUGUGAUCCGGAACGCUUCGCCUUGCCUCACGAAGACUCGGCUGAAACAGAGAGGGUAUUAUAUUCCCAAAUUGAAACGCAGGCUUUUGCCUGAAGAAGCCGCAAGGUUGCAGGGUGUGCCUCAGCAAGUUUACGAGGCCAUGGCCAAAGUUGCAAAAGAAAAGAAACUGGCUGCUAACGCUUUGGAAGGAAGCUUAGGCGAUGCCAUGAGCAUUCCUGUCUUGACUGCUGUAUUAUACACUGGACUGAAAGCAGCUGGCUAUUCUGUGCCGACUUGGUCUUCAGCAACCAGAGCGGACGGCGCCCAAGCCGGCUUUCACAUGGAUAAGACGUUGACAAUGGCGGAACCAGAGAUGGAAUUGAAGAACAUCGGCAGCUGGCGUUUGAACAAGACUGAGAACCAAGAACUGCAAGACAGAGUUGGCAAAGGAGAAGAGGAGCACUUGGUGAAGAGAGAGAUCCAGACACGCAAGGCUAAGGCCUGUGCUGAACGAAAGCUAGCUGCCACGGCAAUUGCCGACAAAGCUGUGCCCAAGGCUAAGGCCAAGGCCAAGUCUGCACCGACUCCGGAGGCUGCGACUGCCCGUGACCCAACCAACUCGGCGUAUUACGGCGAGGUUGAGGCUGACAUUGCAUUGGUGCUCAAAGAGUUCCCAGCCAUUCAGUCAGAGCCACCCCUGGCUCUCUCAGACGGUAAGAAUAGCGGUGUGCAAGAGCCGUACCAUCUAGAGAAAGGACAACAGGCAUUAGAGCUCAACGGCGUUUACCGUGCCUCUGGCAACCUGUUUUGGGUACAGCUCUUGGCGUCUCCAACACCAGGAAUUCCAAUGAGCCGGAGACGGGUGCUGGAUAUGGCAGAGUAUUACUUUCCGAAAGGCUCGCCAGCCCACAUGACUGGCCGGAUGGUCGAGCUGUCAGUGGAUCGAAAUGCUCUAACCACGUGUCCAGAAAACCUCCAGAUGUGUUCGCCAGAAGAAUUAGUUCACAGCAUGUUUGCGGCCUGUGCUACAAUGAUUCGGCAGAAGGAUGACGUCGAGCAGUCUGUCUGGGAAGCUGCGCGGGCCAAAUGGCGAGCCGUGCUGCUCAGAGGUCGCAAAGAAGACGAGAACGACGGCAAGCUCACUCCCAAUUUGAUCAGCCAAGCCUUGACGGUGAAAAGAGGGAUUCUUGCCUCGGCCCGCUCUGUGGAAAUUCUGCUUCAGUUGGAGGCAGACUACGGAACCCGGUCCCCAUUUCACCAGAUGGCCCGUCUUCAUGUCAUGUCGACAAAGCCUUCGACCCCAGCGCUCAGAGACUGGGCCAUGGAGUGUCUCUACGAUGGUUUACUCAAUGAGACUAUGCAAUUGGGCGACAUUUCCAAAAGCAGUUUGGGCGGCGAUAAGCAUCACGUCGGUCUGGUCCCUCUCUACGAACUGAAGAAGAAGGUUCUGGAUUAUCUUCUUGACCAACACUAUCCUAGGGCCGGGUUGUCCGAGGCGGACAGGACCCUCCUCAAGCAAAAGGUGAUGAACCAUUCCACCUACAGAGCCCACAGUGGUGCAGAAGGUGACCACAGCUGGAUGUCAAAAAUGGCGAAAAGCUCAAUCCAGGCUUUCCACUUUCUAGAGGACAUUGUCUAUGGCAGCAAGUACAACAAUUGUCUCAAGCAAGCGUGCAAGCAGGGAGGUCUACCGGAACAGUUGAUGGAACAGGAAUCCAUGAAAGAAGUGUGGGGGAAGGUUCUCGUCCAAUUGGCAAACGAGGAGGCUGAGCGCAAGGCUGCCUUGGAGACCCCAGAGACUGCUCGCGAUGGCAGGGAGGAAGGUCCCGAUGAGCUGGACGCAAUCCGGAAGCCUCCAACACAACAUUCGGAAGGCUCCGAAAUGUAUUGGAAGAGCGUGGCGAACCAGACAGUGCGAACCUACAUUGCUUUGUCGGUGGAGCCACACACUCUGGACGGAGUCAUCCAAAGUGUGACGCAAGCUCUGAAGGACCACGAGCCCAAGGCAGGCGAAUCUUGCGGUCUUGUCUACUUGGAUUUGGACAGUCUUGGAGAGUCCAUGGGACCAGGGCAACAAGAACUUCUGCGGAAGAGGUAUGUUCCAGACAGUACCCUUCUACGGAAGUUGGUGCAUGGUGCAACCAUCGCCCGGCACGGACAACGAAAAGGCGAUGAAGCGACCUGCCCAGCCGAGGCUGAGGUGGUCGCUAUCCAUGUUGGAGACCGAAGCAGCAGAGAGGCUGAGGCCUUGUUCCGUGCAAGCACGGCCCGCAAGGAUGCAAGCAUCGACGCGGAGAUGAAGGAAGUGAUGGUUGUGUUUUCUGAUUCUUCCAUCCGUUCAAGAAAGAAAAAGAACCGUGGAGCUUACACACAACGCUCCUGCCUCGGGCUGUUUUCUGCGGCGCCCUUGUCGUCAAUGUUGCCCGAGAAGGCGUACACCGACUACCAAGGGCACAAUACCUCGGACACAUGUGCCUUUGUGACAGCUUUGCAACCUGUAGACAUGUGGCACCUGCCCAGGAAAGAGAAGGAACUUGUGCUGGAAGGCCGCACGGUGGAGGUUACAGAAGCUGCAGGUGAAAAGAAGGCGGCAAAGAAAGCCCUUGGCGCUGCGGAUCCGGAGUCGGUAUUCUCCGGGCAGAUUCUGCCAGCUCAGUUCUUCAGGAACUUUUUGAAGGCUCAGAGUGUUUGCUGCGUGUGUCCAAGCCGCAAUUAUAACUUGAGAAUCGUCAUGACGCCAUGUCUUCCCCAUUUGCACCUUGUUGUGAAAAUGAGGUGUGACCUGGCAGCGGCCCAGGGAGAACUGGCGAAAGCUUGUUUGUCCGAGCGUGUGCCCUUCUAUGGAUUCACGCUCUCAGAAGCGCAUUCUCGCCACUUGGAGAUCCUGCUGACGGACUAUGUUCUGGAGCAAAUGUCCACUGAAGGGUCCACUUUUUACAGAUCCGAAGUGGCAAGCAAGGCAGACGAUAGGAAAAGGACGGCGGAAGAGGAUAAAAAGCCUGUGCCCAAGAAGAAAGCCAAGGCCAAGAGCAAGAACAACAAGCCUGAAACAGACGCCGUAGGAGAGAACCAGGAUGACAACGCGGCGGAGGGCGAAGAG